AUGUGGUUUUGUGUUUGUUUUAUUUUGUGCGCAAUUGUCAGCUGUGGGAAUACAUUUAGUAAGGAAGCAUUCAGGUUUAAUGAAGACACUCGAGUAUUUGACAGACUUGCUGAAAAACAGCUGCCUGCAUGUCGUGAUUGCAGCUGUGGAGAGCGAAAUGAAGAGCCUCGUGUGGUUGGUGGUACUGGAAGUAGCGUGAAUGCAUUUCCGUGGAUAGCACGUCUGAUCUACCACCAGGCUUUUGGAUGUGGAGCGUCUCUAAUCAAUGAUAGAUAUGUGGUGUCAGCAGCGCAUUGUGUUAAAGGAUUCAUGUGGUUUAUGUUUCGAGUGAAAUUCGGCGAACACAACCGUUGUGAGACGAAGGGAAUGCCUGAAAUGCGUUACAUAGUGAAGAUAAUAGCUCACAACUUCACCCUGACUGAAUUGACUAAUGACAUCUCCUUGCUACGGCUAAACAAAGCUGUUGAAUAUUCACAUACGAUACGACCCGUCUGCAUACCGCCUAUUGAAAGUAAAACUAAGACAUACACAGGAGAAUUAGCAACAGUAGCCGGGUGGGGAGCGAUGGGUGAAACGGGUAACUGGUCGUGUUCUCUUCUCGAAGCUCAAUUGCCUGUUCUGAGUGAAGAAGCGUGCAAGAGUACAAGUUACAAUAAAUCUAAGAUUAGAGACGUUAUGCUCUGUGCCGGUUACCCUUCUACUGCUCAUAAGGACGCUUGUACUGGUGACAGUGGAGGUCCAUUAAUUGCUGAGAAUCAAGAUCACGCAUAUGAACUUAUAGGAAUCGUAUCCUGGGGCUAUGGUUGUGCAAGAAAAGGAUUCCCGGGGGUUUAUACAAGAGUUACGAAGUACUUAGAUUGGAUAAGAGAUAAUACGUACGACUCGUGCUAUUGCGAAUACUGA
Molecule: messenger RNA, 903 nt
Organism: Leptosia nina
Lineage: Eukaryota; Metazoa; Arthropoda; Insecta; Lepidoptera; Pieridae
Source: the annotation of a GenBank genome assembly